Scomber scombrus (Atlantic mackerel) is the source of this 2393-nucleotide messenger RNA. Its product is annotated as von Willebrand factor A domain-containing protein 5A-like. The record is from RefSeq and is a predicted model, not a curated record. The transcript is spliced from 18 exons. Bases 1 to 2340 code for a protein of 779 amino acids. NCBI's taxonomy places the organism in Eukaryota, Metazoa, Chordata, Actinopteri, Scombriformes, Scombridae.
AUGAACCGCUGUGGUCUGCUGACAGUCCAGAAGGUACAAGUUCCUCUGAAGAGCAUUGAAGUGGAGCUGGAGGUGAGGGACCAUGUGGCUACAGUGGUCUCCACUCUGCUCUACCAGAACAAGGAGGACAAACCACUAGAGGCUGUUUUUGUCUUCCCUCUGCCUGGAGAUGCUGCUGUCUGUCAUUUCAGUGCUAAGAUUGGACAGGCACAGAUUGUAGCUGAGGUGAAGGAGAAACAGCAGGCUCGUGAGGAGUAUGAUGAUGCAUUGAGCUCCGGUCAGCAGGCCUUCUUAUUGGAGGAGAGUGAUCAGAGCCCAGAUAUAUUCUCUCUGAGUGUGGGCAGUCUGCCUCCAGGAGAGAGCGCCUCCAUCAGGCUGGAGUACGUCACUGAGCUGGCUGUGCAGGCUGAUGAUGGGCUGAGGUUUUGUCUGCCUGCUGUACUCAACCCUCGCUACCAACCUCAGGGAAGUGAAGGUGGCAGCCUCCAGGUGACGUCUGUUCCAGCCUCUCUGGUGCCCUACAGUCUGUCUUUCUCUGCCCAGGUGUCCUCUCCUCGUCCAGUCUCUAAAGUAGAGUCCAGCUGUUCCCUGGACCCUCUCCAGUACCUCAACACAGAGCAAACCCAGGCUACGGUCAAGUUGACUGCAGGACACAAGUUUGACAGGGAUAUUGAACUGUUGAUUUAUUACAAAGAUGCCCACCAGCCCACUGCUGUGGUGGAGGCAGGACAGACCUCUGCCAAGCCUGGCACUCUGAUGGGUGAUCCAGUGGUGAUGCUGAGCCUGUACCCUGAGUUCCCCCAGGCUGUGAUGUCUUCAGUGGACUCAUGUGGAGAGUUUGUGUUCUUAAUCGAUCGAUCAGGAAGUAUGAGUUGUCCAAUGGAUAACAGCAACCCACAACUGACUCGCAUUGGCAGUGCUAGGGAUACUCUACUGCUCCUGCUGAAGAGUUUACCAAUGGGCUGCUACUUCAACAUCUACAGUUUUGGGUCCAGAUAUGAGCACAUCUUCCCUAAGAGUGUGGAGUACAGUGAGAAGACUAUGGAAGAGGCUCUGAAGAAAGUUGAGAACAUGGGUGCUGAUCUGGGAGGAACAGAGAUCCUGCAGCCCCUAAAACACAUUUACAGUCAGCCCUGCAUUCCCAGUCAACCAAGACAACUGUUUGUCUUUACUGAUGGAGAGGUGGGGAACACCAAAGAAGUUAUAAAUCUGGUGAGGGAGAACUCAGGCUCCCACAGGUGUUUAUCUUUUGGGAUCGGGGAAGGGGCCAGCUCUGUUCUUAUCAAUGGUUUGGCCAAAGAAGGAGGAGGUCACGCUCAGUUCAUCACAGGAACUGACAGGAUGCAACCAAAAGUGAUGCAGUCGCUGCGAUUUUCCCUGCAGCCAACUGUGGUGGACAUCUCAGUCACAUGGGAUUUACCAAAGGGAGUGUCUGUCACUGUCCUCUCUCCACCAAUCACAACAAUUUUCCAGGGUCAAAGGUCAUUGAUUUAUGCCCAGCUCACUGGACAGAGUCCAGAGGCAGCAGAGGGCUGUGUGACGGUGAAGUACAGCCUGGCAGGUCAUCCAUCCCACAACCAGCUCCACUUCAGUCUCAAACCUGCAGAGGACACUGGGUUGACUGCUCGGACUCUGAUUCGCUCCCUGGAGAUGGAGGAGAGAGAGCGCAGAGGACAGCAAGAUGGAGGAGUGAAGAAGAAGGUGGUGGAGCUCAGUGUCCAAUCAGGAGUGAGCAGUUCCUUCACCGCCUUCAUUGCUGUCAAUAAAGGUGACGGCGAGGCCAUUCAAGGGCCUCUGUUGCGCAGAAAUGUCCCAGCACCCGGUGCUGAAGAGGUUGUAGAGGAGGAAUUAAUUGAAAAUGGAAGUUUUCUGGACGAGUAUGAAGAAGGUGGGGAGGACAUUUUAGAGAGGGAAUUACCGAAAGAGGGAGGUUUUCUGGAAACACCCUGUUACGGAGUUGAAGAAGACUCCUUCGAUGAUACAUUUGAAGUUAUUGAGCCUAAGCGGCCUCGAAGAGACUCUUUCCUGCAGUUGGUUUCUCUCCAGAAGGCAUCUGGCUGCUGGCUGCUUGAACCACAUCUGGCUGCUGUACUGGGAAAGACCAGCGAGGAGGUGGAAAUCCCCAAACCUGCAGAGGUGAAAGAGGAAGUUUGGGCCACCAUUCUGGCUCUGAUCUGGCUUCAUGGUUUCAAGUCGGAUGUUCAGGAUGAGUGGCAGCUUCUGGUUAUGAAGGCUGCGUCAUGGCUCCGUGCUCAGAAAGCACCAUGUGUGACAGAAUGUGUGAAAGCUGGAAAUGCACUGUUGCGAUGUGAGGUGCAGAAAGAUUCCCUGGGGAUUUAAGGCUUUAUAUAUAUUUAUACUUUAUAUUUAUAUAUCCAUAACCAAGGUGACUU